Messenger RNA from Cervus elaphus (red deer), 737 nucleotides. RefSeq names its product DNA-directed RNA polymerase II subunit RPB4. Gene Ontology annotation, biological process: nuclear-transcribed mRNA catabolic process, deadenylation-dependent decay; mRNA export from nucleus in response to heat stress; positive regulation of translational initiation. Gene Ontology annotation, molecular function: translation initiation factor binding; nucleotide binding. Gene Ontology annotation, cellular component: RNA polymerase II, core complex; P-body. Bases 15 to 443 code for a protein of 142 amino acids. NCBI's taxonomy places the organism in Eukaryota, Metazoa, Chordata, Mammalia, Artiodactyla, Cervidae. The transcript has a single exon. The record is from RefSeq and is a predicted model, not a curated record.
UUCUCUGCGAGAGGAUGGCGGCAGGCGGUAGCGAUCCGCGCUCUGGAGAUGUAGAGGAGGACGCAUCACAACUCAUCUUUCCCAAAGAGUUUGAAACAGCUGAGACGCUUCUGAAUUCGGAAGUUCAUAUGCUUCUUGAGCAUCGAAAGCAGCAGAAUGAGAGUGCAGAGGAUGAGCAGGAACUUUCCGAGGUCUUCAUGAAAACUUUAAAUUACACUGCCCGUUUCAGUCGUUUCAAAAACAGAGAGACCAUUGCCAGUGUCCGUAGCUUGCUGCUCCAGAAGAAGCUUCAUAAGUUUGAGUUGGCCUGUUUAGCCAACCUUUGUCCAGAGACUGCUGAGGAGUCCAAGGCUCUGAUCCCAAGCCUGGAGGGGCGGUUUGAAGACGAGGAGCUACAGCAGAUCCUUGAUGACAUCCAGACCAAGCGCAGCUUCCAAUAUUAGUCUCUAGACAGCACUGCUGCUGGGGAGCUACGUCACAUCCCAGCCCAGUGCCCCUCGCUCAGGGUCUAGGGCUGACUCGCACAGAAAUUCUGUGGCAGAAGACACUUGGCCUUCCUUUGGAUAGAACAACCCAGUGCUUUGUUUUGGUUUAGGUUGCUAUUUCAAGCUUGACUAUUGGCCAGUGAUGACCUGUACAGCCUUGGCGAGGCCUUGCAGUAGCUGCUCAUGGCUGUGUGAGCUUGCCUCUGGGAAGGACGAGGUGGGGCGACGUGCAUAUAAGCAACACUACUGACU